UGGUUAUUCUUCCUGCAUAAAUAACUAAUACUAACGCAAAUACAUUCUUCAAAAAGUGAAAACAAGAAUCAUUGUGGCAUGAGAGCAAGGGCAUGCUCAAAGGUUUGGUAUCACUCAUAGCUGAGUUCUGGUUUGAGUGAGAUCAAUGGAAGGAAGUGACAUAUCCAGAGUUGAUAGUGCAAGAGGUGGUGGUUCCUCCAACAUAUGGAGGAACAACAGCAUGGACGUUUUCUCAACAUCUGAACGUGAAGAUGAUGAAGAGGCUCUCAAAUGGGCAGCUAUAGAGAGACUCCCCACGUAUCUACGCAUUCAGAGAAGCAUACUCAACAAUGAAGAGGGGAGAGGGAGAGAGGUUGACAUCAAGCAACUAGGCCUCACUGAGAGAAAGAUUCUUGUGGAGAGGCUUGUGAAGAUAGCAGAAGAAGAUAAUGAAAGGUUCUUGUUGAAACUCAGGGAAAGGAUGGACAGAGUUGGGCUUGAUAUUCCAACAAUUGAAGUUAGAUUUGAGCAUAUAAAUGUGGAAGCACAAGUUUAUGUUGGAGGAAGAGCACUGCCUUCAUUGCUGAACUUCUUUGCUAAUGUAAUAGAGGGGUUCUUAAAUUAUCUUCACAUAAUUCCAAGUCCAAAGAAACCGUUACAUAUACUUCAGAAUAUUAGUGGAAUCAUAAAGCCUCGAAGAAUGACAUUGCUUUUGGGACCACCAGGCUCUGGAAAGACCACUUUGCUUUUGGCAUUGGCUGGAAAACUUGGUAAAGAUUUGAAACAUUCUGGGAGAGUAACAUACAAUGGGCAUGGCCUUGAAGAGUUUGUGCCACAAAGGACAUCAGCAUAUAUAAGUCAACAUGAUAAUCACAUUGGAGAAAUGACUGUGAGAGAAACACUUGCUUUCUCAGCUAGAUGUCAAGGGGUUGGACAGAAUUAUGAGAUGUUAGCUGAGCUACUAAGAAGAGAGAAGCAAGCAAAGAUUAAACCAGAUCCUGAUAUUGAUGCCUAUAUGAAGGCUGCAGCACUAGGAAGACAGCGGACACGCGUGGUCACGGAUUAUAUUCUUAAGAUUUUGGGACUCGAAGUGUGUGCUGACAUUAUGGUAGGAGAUGGAAUGAUAAGAGGUAUCUCUGGAGGGCAGAAAAAGAGAGUCACAACAGGGGAGAUGCUGGUUGGACCUAUAAAGGUGUUAUUCAUGGAUGAGAUAUCAACUGGUUUGGACAGUUCCACAACUUUUCAGAUAAUCAACUCAAUCCGGCAAUCAAUCCAUAUUCUGAAUGGAACUGCACUUGUGUCUCUGCUACAGCCAGCGCCAGAAACUUAUGGACUAUUUGAUGAUAUAAUACUACUAACAGAUGGGCAAAUUGUGUACCAAGGACCAAGAGAAAGUGUACUUGAGUUUUUUGAAUCAAUGGGUUUCAAGUGUCCUGAAAGAAAAGGAGUUGCUGACUUCUUGCAAGAAGUGACAUCAAGAAAGGAUCAAUGGCAGUAUUGGGUGCGAAAAGAUGAACCUUAUAGUUUUGUCACUGUCAAGGAUUUUGCUGAAGCAUUCCAAUUAUUUCACAUAGGUCAAAAACUUGGAGAUGAGCUAGCCAUUCCAUUUGAUAAGUCUAAAUGCCAUCCAAAUGCAUUGACCACAAAGAAGUAUGGUGUUGGCAAAAGGGAGCUUCUGAGGGCUUGUGCUAGCAGAGAAUUUUUGCUUAUGAAGAGAAAUUCAUUUGUCUACAUAUUCAAAGUCACACAACUCAUCUAUUUAGCUAUCAUGACUACAACAUUAUUUCUAAGAACUAGGAUGCAUCAUGAUACUGUGGAGGAUGGAGGAACUUACAUGGGUGCCCUUUUCUUCGCAGUCACCGUGGCGAUGUUCAAUGGAAUAUCAGAGCUAAAUAUGGCCAUCAUGAAACUUCCUAUCUUUUACAAGCAAAGGGACCUUCUUUUCUAUCCUUCAUGGGCUUAUUCUCUUCCACCAUGGAUUCUCAAAAUACCAAUAACUCUCAUAGAAGUAGCUAUUUGGGAAGGCAUAUCUUACUAUGCCAUUGGCUUUGAUCCAAGUUUUGUAAGGCUUUUAAAACAGUACUUGAUAAUCCUGUGCAUUAACCAGAUGGCAUCUUCACUAUUUCGGUUGAUGGCAGCAUUAGGAAGGGAUGUUAUAGUUGCAAACACCGUUGGAGGAUUUGCAUUGCUUGUAGUUCUUGUUUUAGGAGGAUUUGUGAUUUCACGAGAGAAUGUGCACAAAUGGUUUGUAUGGGGUUACUGGUCCUCACCACUGAUGUAUGGACAGAAUGCUAUAGCUGUGAAUGAAUUUCUUGGUCAUAGUUGGAGAAAGGUUACACCUAACUCAAAUGAAACUCUGGGAGUUUUGGUACUGAAAACUCGUGGAUUUUUCCCAGAAGCUUAUUGGUAUUGGAUUGGAGUAGGAGCAUUAAUUGGUUAUGUAUUUCUGUAUAAUUUCCUGUUCACAUUGGCUUUGCAAUAUCUAAGUCCAUUCAGAAAGGAUCAAGCAGGGCUAUCCCGUGAGAAAUUGCUUGAGAGAAAUGCUUCAACAGCUGAAAAUUUAACUCAAUUAACAAAUGGAAAGAGCUCUUCUCAAACAAAGAUGGUAGAAGAAGCAAGCAUAACAUCCAGGUCUUUUUCUGGAAGUGUUACUGAUGAUAAAGCUAAUAUAAGUGGAAGGAGGGGUAUGGUUCUCCCUUUUCAACCUCUAUCCCUCACUUUUGAUGAGAUCAAAUAUUCUGUAGACAUGCCACAGGAAAUGAAAAGGCAAGGAGUUUUUGAGGACCGUCUAGAACUUUUGAAGGGUGUUAGUGGUGUGUUUAGGCCAGGAGUACUAACAGCUUUGAUGGGUGUAAGUGGUGCUGGUAAGACUACUUUAAUGGAUGUUCUAGCUGGAAGGAAAACUGGUGGAUAUAUUGAAGGAAGCAUCACAAUAUCUGGGUACCCUAAGAGGCAACAAACAUUUGCUCGCAUCUCAGGAUACUGUGAACAAUUUGAUAUCCACUCACCUAAUGUUACAGUCUAUGAAUCUUUGCUAUAUUCUGCAUGGCUUCGGUUACCACGUGAAGUUGAUCGCACAACAAGAAAGAUGUUCAUUGAGGAAGUUAUGGAGCUUGUAGAGCUUAACUCAAUAAGAGAAGCACUUGUUGGAUUACCAGGUGAGACUGGACUUUCAACUGAGCAGCGCAAGAGGCUAACAAUUGCAGUUGAACUUGUAGCCAACCCAUCAAUAAUCUUCAUGGAUGAGCCAACCUCAGGCCUUGAUGCUAGAGCAGCUGCAAUUGUAAUGAGAACCGUGAGGAACACUGUGAACACGGGGCGAACCGUGGUUUGCACCAUCCACCAGCCAAGUAUUGAUAUAUUUGAUGCAUUCGAUGAGCUGUUACUUUUGAAAUUGGGAGGAGAGCAGAUAUAUGCUGGUCCAUUAGGAAGCCGCUGUUCUCAUCUGAUUCAGUACUUUGAGGCUAUUCAAGGAGUACCUAAGAUCAAGGAUAGUUAUAAUCCUGCAACCUGGAUGUUGGAAGCAGCAGGAACAGAAGCAUCUCUUAAGGUCAACUUCACCAAUUUGUACAGAAACUCAGAACUCUACAGGAGAAACAAACAAUUGAUCCAAGAGCAUAGUAUACCUCAGGAAGGUUCAAUGGAUCUACACUUUGAUAGUCAGUAUUCACGGACUUUGGUGACACAAUGUAAAGCUUGUCUAUGGAAACAGAAUUUAUCAUACUGGAGGAACACAUCAUAUACAGCAGUCAGACUCCUAUUUACAAUACUAAUAGCAUUGUUAUUUGGGAUCAUAUUUUGGGACAUUGGCUUAAAAAGGAGAAAAGAGCAAGAUCUUUUCAAUGCUAUGGGUUCAAUGUAUGCUGCAGUUACCUUCAUUGGAGUACAGAAUGGUGCCUCAGUGCAGCCUAUAAUAGCAGUAGAGAGAACCGUCUUCUACAGAGAGAGAGCUGCAGGAAUGUAUUCAGCUUUGCCAUAUGCACUUGCACAGGUUAUUAUUGAACUUCCCCACAUCUUGGUGCAGACACUGAUGUAUGGUAUUAUAGUAUAUGCCAUGAUGGGAUUUGACUGGAUCACAUCAAAGUUCCUGUGGUAUCUUUUCUUCAUGUACUUCACUUUCUUAUACUACACCUUUUAUGGUAUGAUGACAAUGGCCAUUACCCCCAACGCACACGUUGCUAGCAUAUUGUCCAGUGCAUUCUAUGCAAUAUGGAGCCUUUUCUCAGGCUUCAUCAUUCCCUUAUCUAGAAUACCCAUAUGGUGGAAGUGGUACUAUUGGAUUUGCCCUGUUGCAUGGACCUUGUAUGGAUUGGUGGCUUCCCAAUAUGGAGACAGUAGGGACACACUUGAGAAUGGUCAAAGGGUUGAAGAAUUUGUGAAGAGUUAUUUUGGGUUUGAACAUGAUUUUCUAGGAGUAGUUGCAAUUGUGGUGGCUGGUUUCUCAGUGUUGUUUGCACUUAUCUUCGCCUUUGGAAUCAAAGUAUUUAACUUCCAAAAACGGUGAAAUCAUCACAAUGCUUCUCUUCUAGACCCUAGACCAAGAGCUUCUAUACAUCGAUUUGAAGCAUUGUGCCUGUGGUCUCAAAUAUCACUCAAGAUAAUUUAUAUGAAAAAUGCUUGGUCAUCACGGCUGAACUGAAUUUUGCAUUUCCUUUGUAAGAUUCUUUGAUAGUAUAUACACUGGUCCACUUUGAAUCAAAAAUAUAUACAUUGGUCCACUCACUUGUACUCAAUUUGUAUUGACAUUUUAGCUUAUAAGAAAGAUAGUAUAUACACUUGUCCAAAUCCAAAUCAUAGGUUGCCCCUUCCUUUAAAUCAAAGAUCUCCAAGGGUAUAAUUCCUUCUUGCGUCAUACAAAUUGUUUUUAUUUGUUUACUUAUGUAUAACAGGAAUAUUGAAGAAUAGCUCUCAUGCAUCUCCACAAUCUCCAUAGACUGAUUCUAAUA
Messenger RNA from Cajanus cajan (pigeon pea), 4925 nucleotides. Its product is annotated as pleiotropic drug resistance protein 1. The record is from RefSeq and is a predicted model, not a curated record. Gene Ontology annotation, cellular component: membrane. Lineage: Eukaryota; Viridiplantae; Streptophyta; Magnoliopsida; Fabales; Fabaceae. Gene Ontology annotation, molecular function: ABC-type transporter activity; ATP hydrolysis activity; ATP binding.